Molecule: messenger RNA, 906 nt
Organism: Zasmidium cellare ATCC 36951
Lineage: Eukaryota; Fungi; Ascomycota; Dothideomycetes; Mycosphaerellales; Mycosphaerellaceae
Exons: 2
Coding region: 1-906 (301 amino acids)
Cellular component (GO): cytosol
Molecular function (GO): oxidoreductase activity
Source: RefSeq, a predicted model, not a curated record
AUGCUCACAGUUCCCCGACCCGUCAAGACGUAUCAUCGGAGUACUUACGACCGCAUUGCGCUCGAGAAUACUGGCUUUGUGGGAAUUGGAAAGACUGUCCUUGUCACCGGUGGAGCUACGGGCAUCGGCUUCGCUACAGCCAAAGCAUUUGCAAAAGCAGGCGUCAAGCGUGUAGUUCUUGUCGCUCGUUCGAAGGACACCCUACAGAGAGCCAAAGACGAGCUCAAGUCUUCCUUUCCGAAUACCGAAACACUCACGUACGCCGACUCGGUAACAGACCACUCCAGCAUGGCCCAAAUCUUCGACGAGCUCAAGGACAUCGACAUCCUCCUCCUGAGUGCCUUCCAGACUCACGAGCAGAGCCUCCCGCAAGACGUGGACACAUCACGUUUGCAGGAAACCUUUGCAACGAACGUCAUGGCCUCUUUUGAGCUUGUGAAGCUAUUUCUCAAUUUACCAGCACCAACCUCAGGAGGUCAAAAGACUGUCCUCAACGUGACCUCGGCCGCCGCUCAGACAUACAUCCCAGGCGCAGUCGGCUACUGCGCCAGCAAAGCCGCCACGAUCCAGAUCAUGCAGCACUUCGCCAUAGCACAAGCCUCCAAACCACCGCACGAGAGAGUACGCUUCUACUCCUACCACCCCGGGGUUGUCAUCACCGAAUCCUACCGAGCAUACGCGCAGGCGUCCGGGAUAGACGACAUCGAGAAGUUCAACGCGGAGAAUGGGGUCGUGCAUGAAGAGAUCGAGUUACCAGCGGAUUUUGCGGUGUGGUUGGCUGGGCCACAGAGUGAUUUUCUCAGUGGGAGGUAUGUGUGGGCGGAGUGGGAUGUUGAUGAGUUGGUUGCGUUGAAGGAGAGGGUUGAGAGGGAGUCGGGAUUUUUGACGAUUGGGUUGGUGUUGUGA